UGAGGUGUCACUGCCAGUUCCAAAAAAAAAGAAAAAAAAAGGAGAAACUUAAAAUGUGCAGCAAACUGAAAGGAUGGAUGUGCGGCACGGGACCGCAGGACAGCAUUUUUCGCAGCGAGGAGAUGUGCUUGGCCCAGAUGUUUCUGCAGCCGGAGGCGGCCUACGAGACCAUAGCACAGCUGGGCGAAAUGGGCUGUGUGCAGUUUCGGGACAUGAACGAGGGCAUUACCGCGAUGCAGCGCAAGUUCGUCAACGAAGUGCGCCGCUGUGACGAGCUGGAGCGGAAGAUACGCUAUGCCACAUCAGAGCUGUCUAAAGAUGGCUUGAAGGUGGUUGAUCUGAUUGAGGACUUUCCGCCCGCACCCAAGCCCAAGGAGAUCAUAGAGCUAGAGUCGCUGUUGGAGAAAACCGAAACGGAGAUCAUCGAACUGUCUGCCAACAAUGUGCGUUUGCAAACCAACCUUUUGGAGUUGAGUGAAAUGAUUCAGGUGCUGGAAAGAACGGAGCAGUUCUUUUCCGAUCAGGAGUCGCACAACUUUGAUGUGAAUAAGCGUGGAACACACAAGGAUCCGGAACAAUGUGACGGUAGCUUGGGAUUUGUGGCUGGCGUUAUUCGUCGAGAGAGACAGUUUGCUUUCGAACGAAUGCUCUGGCGCAUCUCGCGUGGCAAUGUCCUGGUGCGCAGCUGUCAAAUGGACGAGCCUGUUAAGGAUCCUAAGACGGGUGACAUGGUUUAUAAGACCAUCUUUGUGGUCUUCUUCCAGGGUGAUCAGCUGCAGGGGCGCAUACGCAAAGUGUGCACUGGUUUUCAUGCCACCAUGUAUCCAUGUCCGAGCUCGCAUCUGGAACGUCUGGACAUGAUUAAGAGCGUGCAUGUACGGCUCGAGGACCUCAAGAUCAUUAUCAGCCAAACCGAGGAUCAUCGCUCCUGUGUGCUGAAGGCAAUCAAGAAGCAGCUGCCUAACUGGACGGCCAUGGUCAAGAAAAUGAAGGCCAUCUAUCACACGCUAAACAUGUUCAACGUGGAUCUGGGCAGCAAGUGCUUGAUUGGCGAGUGCUGGGUGCCCAAGCGUGAGCUCGAGGAGGUCGAAACGGUGCUCUCCGAGGCGUCGCUUGCCUUGGGCAGCACCGUGCCCACAAUUUUCAACAUACUUGAGACGAAAAAGACGCCGCCCACGUACUUCCGCACCAACAAGUUCACCUAUGGCUUCCAGGUGCUGAUCGAUGCCUAUGGCAUUGCCGAGUACCGUGAGGUGAAUCCGGGACUCUAUACAUGCAUAUCCUUUCCAUUUCUGUUCGCUGUGAUGUUCGGUGAUAUGGGACACGGAUUUUUGGUCUUUCUGCUCGGCUUAUGGAUGGUGCUCGACGAGAAUCGGCUGAGCAAGAAACGCGCUGGUGAGAUUUGGAAAAUUCUGUUUGGUGGCCGAUAUAUCAUAAUGCUAAUGGGCAUGUUUGCCAUCUACACGGGCUUCAUCUACAACGAUUGCUUCUCCAAGUCAUUUAAUGUCUUUGGCUCGCAUUGGGCCCUGCAGUACAACCGGACCACGGUUCUUACGAAUCCGGCACUGCAGCUGAAUCCGACGACAGAUCAGCGAGGCACUUAUCCCAUGGGUAUUGAUCCAAUUUGGCAAUCGGCUAGCAACAAGAUCAUCUUCCUGAACACCUACAAAAUGAAGCUAUCCAUAAUAUUUGGUGUGCUGCACAUGGUCUUCGGCGUUUGUCUAUCUGUGGAGAAUUUCGUUUACUACAAAAAGUAUUCGUACAUUUUACUUCAGUUUGUGCCGCAAGUUAUUUUCCUGCUAAUGCUCUUCGGGUACAUGGUCUUCAUGAUGUUCUACAAGUGGGUGCAGUAUUCGCCCAGUACCACGGAUAUUGCCAAUUCGCCGGGCUGUGCUCCAUCUGUGCUAAUCAUGUUUAUUGACAUGAUCCUGAUGAAAACUGAGACGCCCUCCAAGGGCUGCACAGCAACCAUGUUUCCGGCACAAAGGGAGCUGGAGACAAUUUUGUUUGUGGUGGCCGUCAUAUGCAUACCCUGGAUUCUGCUGGGCCUACCCCUUUGGACUAUGUGCAAGCGCAAGUACAUGCGGAAGAAUACUGAACACUUUGGUGAUACCAUCAUGGAGACACUUGAAAUCUCCGGCAAGGAGGUGAUCAUAACGGAAUUCCCUGAACACCACGGCAAGGCUGCGCACUUUAAGGACGAGGAGGAGGAGGAAGAAGAGGAAGAGCCGAUGAGCGAGAUCUGGAUACAUCAGGCAAUUCAUACGGUUGAGUAUAUUUUGAGCACGAUUUCGCACACGGCCUCGUAUCUGCGUCUCUGGGCCUUAUCCUUGGCACACGCUGAACUCUCCGAGGUCUUGUGGACGAUGGUGCUGUCUGAGGCUUUGCAGAUGGGCGGCUACGUUGGCUGCAUUGCCGUAUUCAUUAUCUUUGCCGUUUGGGUGUUCUUCACGAUUGCCAUUAUGGUGAUGAUGGAAGGUCUAUCCGCUUUCCUGCACACCCUGCGUCUGCAUUGGGUGGAGUUCAUGAGCAAAUUCUACACCGGCUCCGGCUAUGAGUUUCAGCCGUUGAGCUUCAAGGCCAUGUUGACGGCAGAAGACGAGGCCUAGGCGCUUAUGUAAUUUUAGUGGGUCAUCCAUUAAUAAAAAUCGC
Messenger RNA from Drosophila novamexicana, 2652 nucleotides. Its product is annotated as V-type proton ATPase 116 kDa subunit a-like. The coding region runs from base 54 to 2609 and encodes 851 amino acids. Gene Ontology annotation, molecular function: ATPase binding; proton-transporting ATPase activity, rotational mechanism. NCBI's taxonomy places the organism in Eukaryota, Metazoa, Arthropoda, Insecta, Diptera, Drosophilidae. Gene Ontology annotation, biological process: vacuolar acidification; proton transmembrane transport. The record is from RefSeq and is a predicted model, not a curated record. Gene Ontology annotation, cellular component: plasma membrane; vacuolar proton-transporting V-type ATPase, V0 domain; vacuolar proton-transporting V-type ATPase complex. The transcript is spliced from 5 exons.